AGAGAGUGCUGAGCAGACAACUGAAGAACAGAGGAAGGGAGAAAGAAGGAUAAGAGAAAUGGGAGGAUUUGAGCAGAAUAGUCUAGUGGAGAAAGCAAGAAGAAGAAGAAGAACAAGAGAAAUGGUGCUUGUGCUGCUACUGCUGCUUCUUGUUGCUGUUUUCCCGGGGAAAAUCCAUGCUAGGAGGCCGGUGGAAAAUGGGUCAUCUAGCGGUAGAAGCGUCUCAGCAUUGUUUGUAUUGGGUGACUCUUCCGUUGAUUGCGGAGACAACACCCUCUUCUACCCUCUUCUCCGCCGAAAUCUCUCCUUACACCCGUGCAAUGGCUCUGAUACUACCCUUCUUCCCCACCUCCUCGCAAAGAAGAUGGGGUUGCCCUACACGCCAGCAUUCUAUGCCCAGAAUGGAACAAUUGAAGGGCUUCUAGCAGGCCUGAACUUUGGUUCAGCCCAAGCAACCAUCAUGAACAUCAACAGCCAGAACCACCAGUCUCUGGACCAACAGGUUCGCCAAGCUUUCGAGACCUUUCAGCUGCUGCAGCUGCAUCUUGGCCAGGACUACGCCUACCGGUUCAUCAAAUCCUCCUUCUUCUACCUCUCUUUUGGCAAAGAUGACUACAUCAACCUACUCUUCCGCAACCCCUUCGGGGUGCGUCGGGACUAUGGUGACCGACGGUUCGCUCAUAUCAUGGUUAACCAAAUGGCAAAUGUUGUAAGGAACCUUUACAAUGUGAACGUUAGGAAGAUCGUGUGCAUGGGUACACUGCCUCUGGGAUGCACACCCCGGAUGGUUUGGAAGUGGUAUAACUUCACCGGAGGAGAUGAUGAUGGAAGGGGUUGCGUGGAAGGGAUUAACCAGUUGGUUUUGGACUACAAUACGUUACUGGAAGGGCGCAUUGCGGAACUUAACAUGGAGUUUCCUGAUGCCCAGAUAGUCUUCUGUGAUGUGUACCAAGGGAUUAUGCAGAUAUUAUCCAAUCCAAAAUUCUACGGAUUUGAGAAUGCAAGAAGUGCAUGCUGUGGCCUUGGUUGGUAUGGGGGGAUGAGUGGGUGUGCCUCCAUGGAGAUGGCCUGCCCUCAAGCCUCAACCCAUGUCUGGUGGGACUUCUACAACCCAAGCCAAGCUGUCAACUCCUUGCUCGCUGACUCGGCUUGGUCAGGCCAACCACUCACCGACAUUUGCCGCCCUAGUACCGUCCGGGAAAUGGUGUCAACUGCAGGGGCAUCGUUCCUCAUGUGAUGCAACAUGUACAUCCAAAGGCUUGACUUGGCAAGUAUAUGUGGUUUCCUUUUGUAACUCAAAGUGCUUGCUGGAGAUUUCAUAGUCGAACUUACUAACUUUUUCCUUCUUCAAUGUGAAUAUGAAUUCAUGGUUGGUUCA
Molecule: messenger RNA, 1378 nt
Organism: Malania oleifera
Lineage: Eukaryota; Viridiplantae; Streptophyta; Magnoliopsida; Santalales; Ximeniaceae
Product: GDSL esterase/lipase At1g71250-like
Exons: 3
Coding region: 59-1237 (392 amino acids)
Molecular function (GO): hydrolase activity, acting on ester bonds
Source: RefSeq, a predicted model, not a curated record